CACGAUGAACACCCGAGAGAGAGAGAGAGAGAGAGUGAGAAGAACCCUAGCUCUUUCAAUUCAGAGAGAGAGGGAGAGAGGAUGUCUCGAAGGGAAGAAGGUCGGGAUUCUCACCAUCAGAGCAAACGCCUGCCAUCAAGGGUCGAAAAAGAAACCAGUCCAAAGAGACCAAGGAGAGAUGGGAAACCAGCUACAGAGAGAAUAUCUUCCAACAACCAUAAUGUUGAGAUUGCGAGUCCAGCAAGUGCUGAUCAAAAGCAUCGUAGGCGGUUACAAGAUGCUUUGCCCCUAGAGGCUCCACUAGCGCCUGACUCUAAGACAAGGCCUGAUGUAGACAACAAAGGAUCAGAAAAGAAGACUGAAGAACCACCAGAUGCCACCAAGCGAUCUUCCAACCCGACUGAAGUACCCCGCUCUCGAUCUUAUUUCCAGCACGAUGAGCGUAGCAGUGCUGGGCAAGGUGGUCGAAGCUUCAGUCGCAGGGCUACUGAGCGCAGCAGGUGGAGUGACCCGAAGGACCGAUCCAGUGAUAGAACGAGAGACAAAAUCGUGGCCCACGAUAUGCAGAAAGGUGAUGAGAGGACCCAAGCUCAGGCAGACAAUAGCAGUGCUUGGCGCCAUGAUGGGUUCUUUGAAUUGGAGUCAGAAGCACCUCCUUCAAGGAAAAGGCCCGCUUUUAGGGAAAAGAAGAUCCCAGCCGAGCCAGGAAAUCCUGCAGGUGCAGCUGCAACAGAAUCUGUCAAGCAAACCCGCUUUGACCGGCCUACAUUCAAUAACAUAAAAAGGGAGGAACGAGGGGGCCAUACCCCACAUGGGUCGGACAAGCCUGAGAAGCCACUCAUAGAAACGGAUGAAAAAAAUGCAAGAACAGAAGACCGGGCCCCACCUAGGGGAGAAAUGCCAAGGGGUGGGUUUCCAUCAAGAGAGAGGUUUGGCAGUGGUGGCAGCUUCAGGGGAAGAGACAGGUUUGGUGGGAGGUAUGGUGAAAGGAAUCAACACCGUCAGGGUGCAGUCCGUGUGGAGAAGUGGAAGCACGAUCUCUUCGAUGAGGCGAACAGGAGCCCCACCCCGAAGAACGAAGAGGAUCAGAUUGCAAAGGUUGAAGCUCUCUUAGCUACGUAGCAGUUGCUUGUUGUGGGACUAGGUUGAACAGUAGUGUUGUUUUCCUAUGGCUGCUGAUAUUUUGGUUUUGGAAAAAUGAUCACAUACAUGGAUUGUAUGUGAACUUCCACAUACAGCAUUGUCUUUCCCGUCAUCAUUUCAUGUGUUUAGGACAUCCGGUCAUACCAUGAAGAUUACCUGCCAUGGAAAUAAGGCUGGUCUGCACCAGCGGGUCAUCAUGAUGUGGUCCACCUUUUCAAUGCUCAGAUUGUCUAAAAAUAUGACAUGUUGACGGGUAAGACGGGCUAAACCUGAAAGUUCAAAUACGGUGCCUGCGUGUGAUCAUUUGCAGCUUGUUUUUUUGUUUUUGUUUUUCUGUUAAAAUAUUUUCGACUCGUGUUUCUCUGCAAUCUCCCAUUCUCUUGAGAUUGUCUGACUUAUAAAUGACUUUAUAUUAGUUAGGAGGAAUAAAAAGUUUUGAUGCAUCA
Magnolia sinica is the source of this 1589-nucleotide messenger RNA. RefSeq lists its product as uncharacterized. Gene Ontology annotation, biological process: mRNA processing. The transcript is spliced from 4 exons. Gene Ontology annotation, cellular component: exon-exon junction complex. Gene Ontology annotation, molecular function: mRNA binding. The coding region runs from base 82 to 1122 and encodes 346 amino acids. The record is from RefSeq and is a predicted model, not a curated record. Lineage: Eukaryota; Viridiplantae; Streptophyta; Magnoliopsida; Magnoliales; Magnoliaceae.